Molecule: messenger RNA, 693 nt
Organism: Arthroderma uncinatum
Lineage: Eukaryota; Fungi; Ascomycota; Eurotiomycetes; Onygenales; Arthrodermataceae
Product: phosphoribulokinase/uridine kinase
Exons: 2
Coding region: 1-693 (230 amino acids)
Cellular component (GO): cytoplasm
Source: RefSeq, a predicted model, not a curated record
AUGGACGAGCAGGUCGAGCGUCUCGCGCAGAAAGUAUGGGGGGCAUUCCAAUCCACAGAGCCAUCGGCACGCUACAUGGUCGGUAUCAGCGGUAUCCCCGGCUCAGGAAAAACCUCACUAGCAACCGCCGUCGUCCAUCGCCUUAACGCCAUGAGUCCUUCUCUAGUUGCAGCCUGCAUCUCCAUGGACGGCUAUCACCUUACCCGCGCGCAACUAUCCGCCAUGCCAGAUCCAGUCCUCGCAUUUGCUCGCCGCGGUGCAGCAUUCACCUUUGAUCCAACCAACCUGAUAACCCUGAUCAGCUCACUGCGCAACCCGCUAACCACAAGCUCGCCUACCCUCUACGCUCCCAGCUUCGACCACGCCGUUAAAGACCCGGUGGAGAACGACAUCCCCAUCCCUCCUACAGCUCGCAUACUGCUAUUCGAAGGCAACUAUCUCGCCCUCGAUAAGCGGCCGUGGAGCGAUGCGGCAGCGCUGCUGGACGAGCUGUGGUUUGUCGAGGUGGACUUUGAGGUUGCGAGACAGAGACUGAUCAAGAGACAUGUGCGUGCCGGUAUUGCGAAGGACGAAGAGGAGGCAGACAAAAGGGCGAGGGAGAACGAUCUGGUCAACGGACGGGAGAUUGUGGACUGCCGGCUGCCUGUGGCGGAGGUCGUUGUUAGCAAGGAGGACGCGCGGUGGAAGAACUAA